Molecule: messenger RNA, 1199 nt
Organism: Paramecium octaurelia
Lineage: Eukaryota; Ciliophora; Oligohymenophorea; Peniculida; Parameciidae
Source: the annotation of a GenBank genome assembly
AUGGUGUAUAUAAAGUAUUAAUAGUUAUUAAACGAGAUUGCUGAUUUUGGAUUAGCCAGACUUUAUCAAACAAACGAUGAGCUCACUAAAUCUGGUACUCCAAAGUAUGCUUCACCUCAAAUAUUUGAAGAAGAUUCCAAUUUUACAAAUUCUGCAGACAUCUACUCUGUAAAUUGAAAAAAUAUUACAAGCUUGGAAUAGUUUGCUAUGGACUUAUAUUUGGAGGCCUGCCAUACUAAGUAAACAAUUUACAGUAAUUGAUAAUGAAGUUGAGAUAAUUAGAAUCAAACCCAAUAAAAGUUAAUCGAUCCGCAGCUGGAGUAAAUACAAUUUUAUUCUAUAGAUGACUGAAGAAAUUGCAAAUUUGAUAGAAAAUAUGUUAAAGUAUAAUGAAAAUAAAAGAAUCAGUUGGAAUGGAUUAUUUUCUCAUCCCUUAUUAAAUGAUUAACCAACCUCUUUAGAUCUUCCUAUCCCUCAAAUAGCUAAAAUUCCUCCAAUACCUCAAAUGAGUCAAACCCCUUAAUUCUAAAUCAAGGCUCCAUUGUUUAUAUAAAGUGCUAAUCCACAAAAAAUUGGAUCAAAAACUCACAGAACCUCCCUCUCUUCCCUGCUUUUAGUAGGCCCUGGAAAUAUCAGAUCAACUUUUUUUAAUUGCAGUCCUUAUGAAUUAUGUUUGUAUUCUCUUGAUAAGCAUUUGUAUAUUCUUAUUUCUAUUUAGGAAUCAAUAAAGAUAAAUACAUGCAGAUGUAAUUAAAAUAAAGUAACAGUUAUUCUACCUUUCAUCUUGCUUUUAUUAGCAUAGCAAAGCAAUGAAACUUAAAUUCUAACCUUCAUCUAACAACAAUCAUGCUUUAGCAGAUGUUGAAAGAGCUAUAAUAUAGCUUGAAACAAUAAAACAGUUACUUGUAGAUCAAAUAAACAAUUAUGGUUUAUCGAAAGAUUUUUCAAUUAAAGAAACAUUUGCUGAUUACACAGGCUAUUUUACAUAAUUAAGCAGUUUAUUAGCAAUCUAAUUCCUAUUUCCAUACAAUAAUAAAUGUAAUUACUACUUAGAAUAUUUGCAGUACAUUAUUAAUAUUUAUGUAUAAAGGUUACUCUUUUGUUUUUCAAAAUUGAAAAUAUUAAAAGAAACAAGAGAGCUACAAUAAUUCAUAAAUAUAUCGUUGAUAUUUAGAGCUAAUUACAAAACGAAAUUGUGA